Monoraphidium neglectum is the source of this 426-nucleotide messenger RNA. RefSeq lists its product as hypothetical. The transcript has 3 exons. The record is from RefSeq and is a predicted model, not a curated record. NCBI's taxonomy places the organism in Eukaryota, Viridiplantae, Chlorophyta, Chlorophyceae, Sphaeropleales, Selenastraceae. Bases 1 to 426 code for a protein of 141 amino acids.
AUGGCGCUCAUCGCCAUGUUGACCGUGUCAGUUUUGGGGGCCACCGGCGAGGCGGCGUUGAUUGGCUAUCGGCAGGGCCGCAGCGCGGCGCCCCAGCGCGGCUUUCCCCGCAGGCUCUUGGAUGCCAAUGACGGCGGCGCCACAGACGUUUUCAGCAUCUUCGGCUUUCCGCUUCUGGGCAAGGGAGCCGACGGCUGGGGGCAGGCCGCCGCGCCCGCCGCCCCUGCACAGCAGCUGCAGGCACCCGCGCCAGCUGCUCCUGAGCCUGCUGGCGGCAAGCCCCUGUUUACGGUCAAUUGGGGCCCCACCCCCGAUGAUGGCGUGAAGCCCCUGCGCGCCCCCAGUAACCUGGGCAUGGGCUGGAUGGGCUACACCUCAUACCGCGGCAACGGCGGCAGGCACAGCGCGGGCGCGCGCGGGCACUAG